AUGUGCAGAGCAGGUCUGGCUGAAGACGGAUAAUUCCUGCACACAGCCACUUCUGACGAUGGCGGCCAAUGAGGUAGAUGUUUUCGCAAAUGAGGAAAAGCGAAACCUGGAGCUCGGAGGUCACGUGGGGUUUGACAGUCUUCCAGAUCAGUUGGUCAGCAAAUCAGUUGCCCAGGGAUUCUGCUUCAACAUCCUCUGUGUAGGUGAGACCGGGAUAGGCAAGUCAACAUUAAUGAACACUCUUUUCAACACAUCAUUUGAAAAUGAGGAGGCCAGCCACUAUCAGAGUGAGGUACAGCUACGCCCACAAACCUAUGAUCUGCAGGAGAGCAAUGUCAACCUCAAGCUGACCGUUGUGCACACUGUUGGGUUUGGAGACCAGAUCAACAAAGAAGAAAGCUAUAAACCCAUUCUUGAAUAUAUUGAUACCCAGUUUGAAAGGUAUCUUGAGGAGGAGUUAAAAAUAAAACGCUCCUUGUUUAACUGCCAUGACACAAGAAUCCACAUCUGCCUGUAUUUCAUCGCUCCCACUGGACACUCCCUCAAGUCCCUGGAUCUCGUCACAAUGAAGAAGCUGGACAGCAAGGUGAACAUCAUCCCUGUUAUUGCAAAGUCAGACACCGUAUCCAAGAGCGAACUGGACAAAUUGAAGAUCAAGAUUAUGAGUGAGCUGGUCAGUAAUGGAGUGCAGAUCUAUCAGUUUCCUACAGAGGAUGAAGCCGUUGCAGAGAUCAACACCUCCAUGAAUACUCAUCUUCCCUUCGCUGUGGUUGGAAGUGUCGAAGACGUAAAAGUCGGAAAUAAGAUGGUGAAAGCAAGACUGUACCCCUGGGGAUCAGUACAGGUGGAAAAUGAAAACCAUUGUGAUUUUGUGAAGCUGAGGGAGAUGCUACUGCGUGUGAACAUGGAGGAUCUCAGAGAGCAAACACACGCUCGACACUAUGAGCUCUACCGUCGCUGCAAGCUAGAAGAGAUGGGCUUCAAGGACACAGACCCGGACAGCCAGUCGUUCAGCCUUCAGGAGACUUACGAAGCCAAAAGGAAGGAGUUCCUUGUGGAUCUGCAGCGCAAAGAGGAAGAAAUGAGACAGAUGUUUGUCAACAAAGUGAAGGAGACGGAGGCAGAGCUGAAAGAAAAGGAAAAAGAGCUUCAUGAGAGGUUUGAGCAGCUAAAGCGGAUGCACCAGGAUGAAAAGAAGAAUCUGGAGGAGAAAAGAAGAGAACUGGAGGAGGAGAUGAAUGCCUUCAAUAGAAGAAAGGUUGCAGCUGAGACACUGAUGGGACAGGCACUCCAAGGAUGCUCACAACCAUUCAAGAAGGACAAGGACAAGAAGAAUUGAUUUAUGGAUCAAACAUCCACGGAAACGAGGAAUGUGUCUGCCAUCAGCAUGGGAACAGAGCCUGUCAUAUCUGACAUUACUAACUGACACUGUAUGUGUGGACAGUGCACGUAUGUCAGCCUGAACAAUGUGAUGGCUAGAAGCCACUGUGUACUUAUGGAUCAAAAACGUAGCUUUGCUCAGUGUAUUUAAUUUGUCCCCAAUGCUGACUCUGCUAGACACACAGACCAUGGACUGUUUUCAUAACAUGUAGCUCGUGUUGUUUUAUGUUCUUGCCAUGAAUGUGUGCUCAUGUCCUGUUGUAGAACAGCAGACUUGUGGUUACUGACUGAAUAGAACCGAUGGCUGUGAUUUAUGUAUUAACAUGGAGCAUUUGUGUGUUUUUAUACAUGCAAUUAUUCAUGAAUUGAAUGGUCUCCAAUAGUGUUUUUAAAAAAUAAUUUCUAAUAAUGUACAUAAAAGUAUUCAUAAUUUUUUAUUGUUUGUAGUUUAAGGUAAGAAAAAAAUAAUUGUCUAUAACAUUCUGUGCAAAGUUAUUAAGAAAAUAAUUUUAUUUACAGUAAAUCUGAAAAGGAGUAAAUAUGUUGCCAUAUUUUUUUAUUCAAAUAAAUGAUGUCAAUGGAAAAGAAAACAGUGCAUCAGUUCAUCUGUUGGUCAGUUGAACCCAUUCCCCUUAAACUCUCUCAUCACAUCACAUCACAUCAGGUCAGUCAUUUGUAUGAUUCAUUAUCAUGAUGUACCAACACAUGGUUUUCUGAUUUUGACUGGUGAGCAGUGUUUCUGUCAAUUCAUUAUCCAUUUAAUUCAAUUUUUGGCAGCAAACAGGACAAAUAAAAUGCUCAUUAAACUUAUCAUUUGCACUAAACAUCAGUAUUUCAUAACUUGUUAAGGUUUGACUAAUGAAUAUCAGAUAAAUGACAUGAUUUUUCUUUCCUUUUCAUAGCUUCUUUAGUCUUCCAUCUGCGUGCUCCUUAACCUCAGGAAGGAAUUUGAAUUAGAAGACUUUCUACUACAUCAAAAGAUCACAGACUAACAAUCAAGUGUAUUAUUUUUACAAUGUGAAAUAACUGUUUUAUAGAAAUGCACUUAACAUCCCUGGAAGUGAUUCAGCCUGAAGUCCUCCAUGUCUACUAAACUCUCCUUUAAGCUUCUAAGCAGCUCUGUAGCAUGGUCUCUGCAUGGCUCCUAACCUUCAUUCCUGAAAGUGUUAAAGGUCAUUGCCAAAAUCUCAGUUUUUGUACUAAAUGUGCUACCCUCAUCGAUCUGCCAUCAUGUUAUGCUUGUAGCUUUUUGACUGAUGACGAUUUACACUGUGAAAUAUAUAUUAUAAAGUGAUAUUAUAUUGCUGUUGAAUGUUGUAAGGAUUGUACAUUAUAUUAUGAUUUAGAAGCACUUUAAACCAGUCAUAGUACAAAUACUAUCUUUAAUCAUUAACCAAGGUGUCCUAUCAUGCUAACAUGUCAGCCCGUAUGUUGUGUUAAACAGAUCUAGAUCUAGAAAUAUUUCAUAGUUUCAAACUGCAAAGACCUACAUAUAUACAUUAUAUAUACUGUUGUUACGUUAUAAAAGCCUGGAUUUAUAUAAAUUCAGGAUGAAAUCUCUUUAUGUCAGUACAUCUAUAGUGGGUCUGUGUGGGCCUGCUUGCAGAUUUGUAUACCCUCAUGUAAUAAAGACUUACUUUACUGAAAA
Molecule: messenger RNA, 3028 nt
Organism: Centropristis striata (black sea bass)
Lineage: Eukaryota; Metazoa; Chordata; Actinopteri; Perciformes; Serranidae
Product: septin-8-A-like
Exons: 10
Coding region: 59-1339 (426 amino acids)
Biological process (GO): cytoskeleton-dependent cytokinesis
Cellular component (GO): cell division site; septin complex; septin ring
Molecular function (GO): GTPase activity; molecular adaptor activity; GTP binding
Source: RefSeq, a predicted model, not a curated record